Molecule: messenger RNA, 2061 nt
Organism: Entelurus aequoreus (snake pipefish)
Lineage: Eukaryota; Metazoa; Chordata; Actinopteri; Syngnathiformes; Syngnathidae
Gene: rps19bp1
Product: ribosomal protein S19 binding protein 1
Exons: 4
Coding region: 192-662 (156 amino acids)
Cellular component (GO): nucleolus
Molecular function (GO): enzyme binding
Source: RefSeq, a predicted model, not a curated record
AAAUAUUCGUCCGGGGUCACGGAAGUAGAGUGUGUUUUGUUCCACACGGACCCGUUUAGCGUGUGUACACGGUGCCCCACGAACAGCUCACCGGAUGUUGUCCCGAAAGCUCACAUGUUGACAAGUAAAAUCGUUUUUUUUUACUCUAACGGUGUUUAGGUUGUUCAUUUACACGCAAGACUUUCCGAAUCAUGUCGGCGUCGUUGGUCAGGAGAGGACUGGAGCUGCUGAGCAAAGACAUCAAAAGUGACAUGAGGGGGAAGAAGAAGAAGAAGCCGCCCACGCCCAGCUCCGCCACAGUGAGGACGCUGGUGAGCACCAAGCGGCAGGGCGUGACCAGGCAGGUCAAGCGGCUGCAGGGGCGCCUUGGUCCCGGCAAGAGCAAAGCCACGGUCAAAGACAAGAGGAUCAAGUGUGUUGUGGAGGAGUUCCGAAAGAAACAGCGGAAAAGUCUGAUGAAGCAGAACCUCAAAUUCCUGAUGAGAGAUGGAUUUAAAGCCACCAUGUCAGACACGUUGAAGAUCCAGAGCUACAACACAGGACGGCAGUCCUGCAAUCAUCUCAACGAGGAUCCUCAGACUCCCAAAGACACGCCGGUGUUCACGGAGGAGGAGUUUGAGCACUUCCAGAGGGAAUAUUUUGGCGCAAAGAAAAAUAGUUGAUCCGAACAAUAAACUCUGAGGAGAGGCCACGCUGAUCGACUGGACGGAAGAAUGGACUCACUCAAGUAACAAUGUCCAGUGUUGACUUAUUCUCAAAUUCCAUUAAAUAAAUACUCUAGCCCAGGCCUGGGCAAUUAUUUUACUCGGGGGCGCAGAUUUAGAUUAAAAAAAGUGUAUCUGGGGGCAGGUAUAUCUAUUUUUAGGAACACUAAUACAAAACCUCACAAUAAUGAUUGAAAGCUAAAAACGUUAUGACAGACCGCCUUAAAAAACGGAAUGGAAUUUGACAUUUUUUUACUGAAUGAGACACCCAGGAUGUAGAUGAAUAAAAAGAAUGUGGGGUUUACAAUAUUAACUAUGAAGGAUAAAACACUGAAUAUUGACAACAUAUUUUACAAUCAACCGAAACACAACCAAAAUGCAACAAACAUAGUGAAAUAUGAACGCGAAGGGUUCUGAGAUAUCUGGUAGUGACCAAAGUAACUAAUUAGAUAAUAAUAGUAACUAAUUAGAUGACCAUAGUAACUAAUUAGAUGACCAUAGUAACUAGUAUAUAAUGCAGCUUCCAAGCAUUGAAAGACUUAGUAUAGUUGAGGAUUUACGCUCAUUAGAAAACAUCACUGCACAUUAUAAUGGCAGCUACACUUUCCAUCUUAAACAUCUAAAACAAUUAUUUGGGGAUGUCCGCCGGGCCAGAUUGAAAAGCUCAACGGGCCGCAUGUGGCCCCCGGGGCCUUAAUUUGCCCAUGUCUGCUGUAGCCUGUGAAUUUUCAUGCCAUUCAAAGCUAAUGAAUUUCCUAACGUGUAUUUAUAUUAAAUGUGUAACCUCACAACUCAAUAGACUUACUGUAUUUAUUGUACUGCCAAUUUAGUUUGAAGGACUGGGAGGGAAUAAACCGCGAUGUUUGUGUAUUAACUCAAGUUGACCACCAGGGAGCAGUGUGGUCCACCUGUCACCAACAACCAUAAACUAAAUUGUUGUGAAGUUGAUAUAAGUUGAAUAUACCAGAGGUGUCCAAAGUGCGGCCCGCAGCUAAUCGUUUACCGGCCCCCCACACAUUCUGCAAAAAUUGCAAAAUUGAUAGUAUUGCAAAAAUAAAGUGGAUUGAGGUGAAAUCUAACGAGAAAACGUUGCAAUGUUGACACAAAACUGCCAUGCAGGCUGUUUUUUUUUUCUUUUGUCUUUGUUUAUUUUUAUUUUUUUUUGCCAUUGCUCGGAAAAAGACAAAAAAUCUAUGUUACAAUGAAUUAUUACUUAAAAAAUGUCACUUUAAAAUGUUUUAUGUGGAAAAAAUAUUGCAUAUAUUGUGUGGUUGCCAUAUAAAAACAUCAAAGUUUUAUUUGACAAAAGAGCAUAAAACAAAUAAAAUAAUAGUUCAAACGUAAAAUCGACAGAUAU